Cinara cedri is the source of this 42420-nucleotide messenger RNA. NCBI's taxonomy places the organism in Eukaryota, Metazoa, Arthropoda, Insecta, Hemiptera, Aphididae. The record is from the annotation of a GenBank genome assembly.
AUGUCUGAGCCGCUCGAGCGGGGACACCGAGCUGACCUGGAUCGUGACCACAUCGCUGGGUUGAGUGUUGGGUGUCUACCCGUUCGGUCUACUACUGCAGGGUGUGUAGAUAUUGAGCCAACCAACGGCGUCAAAUUGCCUGAUGGUACUAGUCCAGAAGCUUCCUUUGGUCGACUAUCGAACGACCAUAGCGAGCGAGAUUGCGUACGUGGUUUGAGAUUCUAACAGGUGGGUUUCUGGUGUUGUAAUGGGGAUGUGUAUUAUCGACAGCGUUAUUCGGAGUGGAGGGUUCAUGUGAGAUUGCGAUUUUGGGAGGAGGUGGUACGUGGUUUAAGAGUCUUAUCGGCGGGAUUCCGGUGGCCAUAUCGGUUUACGUGUUAUUGGUAACGGUUUCGAGAAGGGGUUUGCGGUAGGUAUAGGUAGGUAAUAGGCUAUAUUUGGCUUUUUAUAUGUGUACACUUUUUCUACCAGAAAACUUGUUCCAAAUAUCAAGUACAUUAUAAGUUUUCUGAUAGAAAAUAUUCUCUGGGUGGUACUUUAAAGGAGUUAUUUAUUUAAAUUUUCGUGAACAUUCGAAAUAAUGAGGAAACCUGGUUCUUUAGGUUGAAAAAGAUUGAAAGAUUAAAAAUAAAGUUGUCAUUGUCAACCGAUUUUAUUUAUUUUUUAUUAUAAAAAAUAGUUUUUUUUAAAUAAUCAUUGUUGUCAUGGAAACGCACAUUGUAAUCAUUUUACCAUAAUAUUAUGUAUUAAUUAUAUUAUACUAUUGAAAAAGCAACACUAUCGACUGAGAUCAGCUCAGAAUCGUUUUUUCGUUGGCAACGGUUUAUCGUUGCUUACAGAUAUACAUUAAAUUCCCGUCUUUAUCCUACUUUCCCAACUUCCCGCCUACUUUGAUAUUGUAGGUGUCUAUAUUUUAUAGGUAUAGGUAUAAUAUACAAUUAUUAUUAUUAUUAUUUCGUAUGUACUCAUGCGAAAUGCAUGGCGGUGGCGUUUGUUGUUUUGUGUACCAAAAACUCUUUUUCGUAAUAUUUGUAUGACUGCCUGUACAAUACAGCUGCUGAUAUACGUGUGCUAUAAUUAAUGUUUAGUAAAAAAAAAAAUACACACACACAUUUCUCCGACUAAAUUGCGAUUUUCGCGCACAAAAGCGUCAAUUUAAAAAGAGAUUUUAUGAAUGCGUCGUCGUCGGUCUGACACGCGACAAUAGUCCGAGAAUAUAACGUCCGUUAGAUGAGUACAAUAAUAUGUAGUUAAAAAAAAAAAAAAAAAAAAAAAAAAACAGUUCGAUUUGAUUGUGCCGUAACUACUUGUUUGUUUUAUAGGUGACGCGUAGUAGAAAUGUAUCAGUGUAGAGGAGUUAAAUCGGUUGAAACGUUUUAAUAGAACAAUAAUUUUGCAAAGCCAUUCGGGAGUGUAAACGCACGGCCAAAACGUCGCCAAUAAUAUUUUAAUCGCGAUCGCGCGAAUCAGUUACGAAAUCCGACACAGUUGGAUCGCAUGAAAAACAAAUAUGUUUACGUUACAGAUUGCAAACACGUCAGAAUAUUAUAAACUGUUACCGAUGCAACGCGUGUCGCGGAAAUUCGCAUAACAUUAACGGUCCGUUUGCAAUUAUAGUCACGAUAGGUUUCGGAUUUCCUGCAUUGCGGAACGGUCUUAGGCACGUCAUCGAGAUAAAUACACGUAAAUGGACCGACGAGUUAUUAUGUAUAAUGUUUUUAAUGUCUUUUGAAAAUAUGUUUCGAUGAACCGAUUUUUCGCUCGACAUAAUAAACGCGCGACUAUUAUAUUAUUACGGUCUGUUUUCUUUUAAAUUUCAAACGCGAGUCUGUUAAAAAUACUCCUGCCGUAAUUUUACCAGAGUUACAGCAGCGUAAGUCCUGAUACACGACAAAAGAAAUGUCCUUUUUUUUUAGUUGUUUCGCUAAAAUAUAACGUGACUUAUGUUCGUAUGGUUCUGAGGUUUACGGCCGUUAGGUUAAGCGUAUUAAAGACAAGAGGUUAAAUCGCGGCGUUUUCUCGAUGGAAACGGUGAACUCUCGCGAAAUUAAAACGAUUGUUGUUUUUGUGCUUUACAGAUUUCAACAGCCGAAGGCUCGAACUACGCGACAAAAGCCAAAAUGACAAACACGUGUAAAUUAUUGUUGGCGGCUGCGAUACUAGUGGCUUCCGCGGCGGCUUACCCGAGCAAACCGUCGUUCCUCGGGUGUUCGAGCUCGGACGAUUGCGGCGUGGACGAGUGUUGCGUUUUAGGUGAGUAAAUAAAAUAACUAUAAAAAAGACCUUGGAACGUUCGUUUUAAAUAUAAACCCGUUCACGAACUAUAAUCCGUAGCAUCUACAAUACUUGAACUAAGUUUAUGAACUGAUUCAUUUUUUUUUUUCUUAUGCACUUACUCGAGUUUAUUUUUGUAAAUGACCUUAAGUCCAUUUAAAGUCUAAUUUGUUAUUCUACUACUGACCUUAUACGUAUUAUCAGCGAUUUUACUAACUGUCAUAUCAUGUAUAAAGCAUAUAGUACGCAUUAUUUUAAACAUCUCGAUAUGGACGUCACUGCAGUGGGAUUUGCCAUCUCUAUAUAAUAUUUUUAACGGAAACGCUUAAAUUAUUUUCCCAACGUAUCAACGUGAAUGUAUCGGAAUGUAAAUCGAAACCAACGGCCCAAUCAGAGUCGAAGUCCGUUGAAAAUAUACAUUUUUAAUUUAACGGAAAACACUUCAAUUCAAACACGGACUCGAUUCGCGUUUCGUUCGAAAUGUUUUGAACUAUCAACGGACGAGCGAGUUCAUUAAUAUUGAAGCGUGUAACGAACACGCUCGUCGCGAUUCCGAGUUCUGAAAUAAAAUGCGUGUCAAUCAGACGAGUGCAGCUAAAAACAAGUCAAUUUUUUAUGCGUACAGCCGUGUGCGAAAUGAAUAAUACCGUAAUGCGCAAUAGAAUUAUAAUGAUUUCCCGAGCGUUCGCAUUAACGAAAACGAGAUAAUUCUGUUUUGCGCGCGUCUCUGAAAAAUAACUAUGUAUUGUGAUGUACCUAAUCGUGUGCUGUUAAAUUACAUAUUUAUUUUUUUUUUUUUUCGGGACCGAAAUCAAUUAUAACACGAGAUACUGUGCGUGAGUCGGGGGAGGAGGGGGGGGAGGAAAUCGUUCAACAGUAUUUUAACCGUACCUAUGUCAUUUCAUACUAUUUUGCGUAUUCGAAAUUGAUUGUAAUACAAUAUCGUGUACGGGUACGCGCGCGCGCGUUUAUACAAUACUUAAAAAGCUAUCCGAUCUGUUUAUAACACACAUGAUACGGUCGAUUGUUUCUUUGGAGAAUACGAAUACAUUUUUUUUUUUUUUAUCAAUCACAAAAUAUUAUAAUUUAAUACGGCUGUACACCGCAGGAACGAAAUGAUCCGUUAGCAAAAAAAAAAAAACCCCCGAGAUAAUGGCGAAACACGAUCUUAUAAUAUCGAAAUAACUUUCAAAUCGAAAAAAAAAGAAAAUGUUUAUUUUUUGAUUUUUCCCCGAGCUGGGAAGUCCGUACGCUCUUCUGGCGGGUUCCUACGCGGACCGAAUGAGCAUAGAGUCGUUUUACAGGCGGAUCGAAGCGAUAAAAUUCGAGUUGGAUUUGAAACUCGUACGGGAAGAGGAUGUUUUUUUUGUCUGUUUAUUAAGCUUUGUACAUCCAAGUGGACGCCGCGAUUUCGUUAUACGCACGGUACGAAUUUCACCGGUUUUUUUUUCUCUGGUCUUCUCCCGGAAUCAGUUUAUUAUACCGUUCGUAUCGGCGGGUAUUUGCGAUUAUUCGUCGUUUCAUAAUGUGUCUGAGUAUAGUACAAGAAAAGGCGACGGGGAAUUCGAUUCCAGUGACGGAGCUCGCGGGCCUGUUUGUAUUAUUAUUGUUAUUUUUUUUUAAUGUCACUCGAAUAACGCGUCAAUCCAAUGGCGUUUACCAUGCGUUAAAUAACGAAUAAUUUCCGCCGUAGACGGGUAUCGCUCGCGCGCGCGCCAACGACAAUAACGCGGCGAUAAUAUAAUAAUAUAACAGUGCAGAAUUUUAUCAAAAAAAAAAAAAAAAAAAUCAAAUCUAUUUACGACGGCAUAUACGUUAUGUCGGUUUUUUCAUUUUAAGGCACCUAAUACGACGCGUGAAUUGUACGUAUAAAAAAGAACAAAAAAAAAAAAUAAAACGACGACACGGCACCCGCAAGGACGUGGCGGUGGCAGUGGCGGCGCUACACAUAUUAUAAUACUUACGGACGGCGUUAUAAUAAUAUGCGAAAAACGAAAUCGGAAUGGAAAAAAAAAAAAAAAAAAAAAAACCCGAUAAUAUCGGAUGACGGAUACUGCGCGGCGAACAGUGCGGUAAUAUUAUUAUUUAUCAGAACCCCGGGAGGCGAACUCGAGUCGCGGGCAUUUGUUGCCGUCGAUGUUUAUCGUCUUUGGAAAAACUACACCCGUACUAUUGCGUGCACUAUUUACCGCCGUUGUCGUUACAAUAAUUGUCGUUACGGCCGUACAGUCGCGCCCCGAGGUUCAUCGAAAAUUCCUUAAGCGCAUAUUUAAAAACGCCACGUUUCCGAAAUCGGCCGUGUAAUACGUGCCGUACAACAGGUAGGCGCUCGAACAGUAAUUACACUGUUGCGGCGAUGUGUUAGAAAAAAAAAAAAAAAAAAAAUAUCGUGUUUAUAGUGCGAGUCAUUCUUCGCGUCGAAAUAAUGACGCCGCGUAGUAUUUUGCCGUGUAUUGCGUGCCGUAACGGCGGAAUGACGGUGUAAAAAAAAAAAAAAAAAACAGAAAAAAAAAUAAAAAACAAACCGAAACAAAAACCAAUAGCUCGUGUUCUCGGACGUUUAGAGACAAUAGAAAAAUACGAUUCGCGUGAGAAUCGGCCGGCGAAUCGUCCGCGCGGGCGCCCGCUCCUACACCGCGAUUGCCGGUCUCGAAUAUUUCCGUUCCCCUCCCUGUCCCCGUUCAAUGUCGAUGAGUCCUUUACGGCCGUCAUUAUGUUAUUAUUGCACGCCUAUAUAGGUAUACGAGUGUACACGACAGUACUGUACGGUAACGUGUCAUUACGAACAUCCCGAGACGCGCGCGCGGAAAUCGCACAGGUAUCCACCGCAACGACCGCGAUGGUACGGGAUCACCGGCGAUUGCAACCGCCACGUCGUCAGAAUCGUUGUAAUUUUUUUCCCCUCGUUACCGGGCGUUUUUUCCGCGGGUAAGGGGGAAGACUGUAUUCCGAUUUAUGUUCAAUUUAUGUUAUUAUACUGUUUACAUUAAGCGUAAAACGCGUUUUCCACGUUUGCACGAUCGACGUACCAAAACCCCCAACAGAAUAAUAAUUAUCUGCACGGUUUAACGACAUAAAGUUUAUUUCCGUAUUUAUACGGGUAAACUUCAAUUACAAGAGGUUACACGAUAUUUUCGCGCAUUUUUCGAGGAAACGUUUGACGAAAAAUGUUUACGGAGAUGCCAGUUACGGGUUAACGUUUUUUUUUUUUUUUUUUAACGAUGGUAUCUCACUCCCUCUCCUCCCGGUUACACGUUGGGGUCCGGUUAUAAAGUGUCUACAUUGGUUUUUUAAUGGCCACGUAUUUUUCCUGUUGGUCUCUGUUCCGACACUGUCUGUGCAAUUUGAUUUCUCCGUGCAUAUCGUGCAGCCUAUCACAGUUCUUUUUUUUUUUUUUUAUGAUAUUUCUAAUCUAUUAUUUUCUUUAAACAAUAACUUCGUAGGUUUUUGUUGUGUUUCGUCUCAACAUUCCGAUUACGUUAUACCUUAUACUGCAUGCUGCCCGAAAAUCCGUUUACAUUAUGUUACCGCGUUGUAAUAAUGAAUAAUUAUUAAUUUUAAUAAAAUAAACAAAAUGAUUCGUAAAUCAAAUCAUAGCAACCAAUAUCUCUGCGUGAUGCAAGAUGCAUACAACAAUACUCGCGCAUUUAAAUAUUCGAUUCGUAUAAAAAUAUCGAGGUCUUUGCAAAAAAAAAAAAAAAAAACAGGUAUAUUCAUAUCAUGGACAAUACUGCAUAACACUUUUUACUGGUCAUUUUAUCUAUCUAACAUUGUAAAAAGCUGUAGGAACUAUCGAACCGUUCUUAAUGUAGCUGAAGGGCGUACCCGGUCAAUAAUAAAAAAAAAUAAACGAUUUUCCUUAAGUGUAUUAUUUUUAAAAUCUUCAAUUUUUUCCGUUUUUUUUCUUCCCCGACAUAAUCCGGUAUUUCGAUCCCUAUUGAAGUCGCAUAAUCCUGUACAUCAGCGAUAGUUUUUAGGUAAAAAAGGUUCCUCGGGCCGCAACUGACAUACGGCCAAAAGGUUUAUCGGCCGAAAUUUACCGGUAUCGACGUCGAAAAUAGCGCCGGGCCGCAACUCGCCUACAAAAGCCGUGUGACAAACGGUAUUUCCCUGCGUCCGCGGUGCGAUAUUGUAAUUUUUUACGCGCACACGGGUAAUGGGCGAAACCGGUUUUUUAAAACACGCCGUGCCGCUAUAACGGAUCCUCGGUACACACACUAUGCUCAAGCUCCGGCUCGGGGUCGCCGUGGACUUGACCUUAAAUGGUUGUCCGAGCCGCCCACGCACGAACGUUAAGGUUUUUUUUGCCGCGUAUCAAUCGGCCGUUCUCUCCGCGGUCAUUCUGUACACUCGUUCUGUUAGAUUCCAAACGUAUAGCGAAAAAUGUAUCGGUUUUGGCGUUUUACAGUGACGCGUUUUUUUCCCGGUAUGUUCAUAAAUUUCCUGCCAAAAAUCUCGCUUCGACGAUUUUCGAAUGUAUAGCGUCUUUUAUGAAUGCAAAAUAUGUCCGCGACAUUGGUGCAUUGGUGAGACAGUUUGUUGACUUUACGCGUAGUUCUUCUAAAUAAUCGGCGAUACCGGGAAAAUUUAACACGAGGUUCGUCAUGAUUUUUAUAAUACUCGUCGAGUGUAAUAAUGAUGCUGUAGUUCAAAUUUGUUUCAAACAUCGUAAAAUUACGGCUGUUUCGAAACGGACUGCUCAAUCGGAUUUCGUUCAGAAUCGUUUUUCCGUUAGUUAUGGUUACGCACGGAUAUAAAUCAAAUUACUUUUUUAACACGUAUUAUCCCGCGUUAUUCCGCUGCACAAAUGCGGCACGCCCGUCAGCAUAUUUAUCAUUUAUUUCAUGAAUUCAUUUUUUUUUUGUGUCUACAAAGAUUAUAAUAUUAUAUGCUUACAUAGCUAAAGUUGUUUCUUUGGUACACCUAACAAGAUAACGACGGGUUUGACAUUGUAAAUAGCGAUAUUGCAAUAAAUCGGUUUUCAUCGAAAACGGGCACGUAUAUAGGUGAAAUAGGGGUUUUUUUUUGGGUAUCACAGGUUCCGCCGCGAAAUUUGAAAAAUGUUCCUUUUUUUUUUUUGUAUCAUAUUAUAUACUAUAGAUCUCUAUUGUUUAGAACGUUUAAUUUUUUUUUUUAUUUAUGUAUGCCCCUCUCUCCGAUAUUUUUAUUUUCUUUACGCGAUUAUUAUUUGAAUCCGGCAGAGUCAACUGUAUAAAAUCGUCGUCGGUGCAUUUUAACCACUAGAUUUUAACAAACAACAAACGCAUUUUAAUAUUUAAAGUUUUUUUUUUUUUCAAAUAAGAUAACCGCGGCUCGGUGUUGUCCGAAAUAUUAUCGGAUGGUGAACUUUUUUUUUUUUCGUUUCAAGUUUGAAAUACGGCGAUAAUCGUUGUAGAUAAUUUUCCAAAAAAUAUCCACUAAUAUUAUGCACGAGUUGUGUUCCGGAUUCUUGUUUUGUCCAAAUAUAUACUAAUGCUAUCACGUUCGAUCGGACCAAAAAGUUAAUUUAUACACAGCUUGAAAACAAAAAAGAAAGAAGACAUUGUAAUUAUAUAGAUACUGUAUUAUAUUCCUUUGGUAGAUAACGUUUUAUCCGUUAAUAUCGAUCGAUUUUUAUUUUCAUCUCUCCUCCCUCUUCCCCGUCGUACUCUAAUAUUACCACUCAAAGGCAGAAACCCGACCCCCCCCCCGUCCGAAUCGGGUAAUAAAAUAUUAAAAUAUUUACGAUAUUCUUCGCGCGGGCGUGUAUAAUAUUGUACCCCGCAAUCACCAUGCCGAUAUCAUAUUAUAAUAUUCCGAAAGCAACGAAAAUUAGGCUAAACAUAUUCCUAGGUAUAUAUAUUUAUAAAUUACAAUAAUCUGCAAAACACGAUCUCGCGCGGAAAACAAUUUCGUUCGGCUGUACGCGAUUGACGGACCGUUUGGUUUUAUUAAUUUUUUUUUUUUAUUAUUUUUUUUUUAACCGAACGCUCGUCGAGCUGCUGCAGCUGCAUACGAUCGAUAUGAAACAAUAUUUGUUAUAGGUGUAUUAUGUUACGACGCGUGAAACGUGUCGUGCCGUCGUAUUAUUAUUGUCUGUCCGCCGUGCAAUUAUCCUACGAUUUAAUACCGAUCUCGAUGAAAUUUCGCACACCCGACGAUUGAAACAACCGCGGGGAUUGUCGUUUACUUUUCGCGUCGGAAUUUAACGCCGUGAAAAGGUGACUCUAAUUCGGUUUUAAAAUUUUUUUAGGUCGUUUUUCGGAUUACUUUGGACGCAAAAAAAAAAAAAAAAAUCAGUUAUUAUUAUUUUGAUUUGGCUGUCGUUGACUAGGAAGUAUUUUUUCUUAAAUUACCGGGCGAAAACGAUUGACUGUGACUGAUAGUUAUAUAGAUACCGGGUAAUUCAGUUACUCUGGUGUAAUUUUAAUGCACACUGUUCACGGCCACGCGGACGCCCAAUGUUACGGACGUUGAAUCGUGCGCAAAUGUAGUCCGGAGAAGGAUUCACAAUAGUCACUAUUAUUCGCGUUUCUACAUUAAAAUGGCUGUUGACUAAUAUGCAAAAUUCAUAUCAAUAAAACUCAAAAACGAAUUCGCAGUACUUUUGGAGAUAAAAAUACCCUUAAUCGGAAACCUCAAGGCAAAUUACUCCGCUAAGAGAUCUAUAAACAACGGGAGUUAUGUAUAGACGAAGCUGAGAAAUUUUGGAACUAGAAAACCACAAGGAGCAUUAACAUUGAUAAGUGGCAAAACACGAAAUGAAGUGCGCGAUGCAGCCGUUGGGCCUAAAGAAUGGCUUGUAUAGCUGAAUCAAGGGUACAAAGAUCAAAAACAAUCGAUACGAAAAUUUCGCACGGUCUUGCCGAAGUUGCUUAUACAAUCGAUAAUAAUGGUCAGUGACGCGUUCGGAAUUGAUCGGACGAAUUCAAAAUUGUCUUUUUCUCCGGUCUUCAUUAUAUUAUACAAGUAGGUCAAAAUAAUAUAAAAUAACGCGAUGACGAUUUCGUUCUUGUUCGCGCGUUUCGUCUCGUAAAAAUGUCUUCACGAAAAUGCUAUUUCAAAUAUUUCGAUAAAAAACGAUUCAUCAACGGGCGUCAUUUUUAACGGCCGUGUGAAUAACGUACAAGGCACGUAGUUUAUAACAUGUGCGUGUGGUCUCGGUGUUUUUUUUUUUUCUUUAUCGGAAACUGCGUUCAGCACGACGACGACGUCAUAUUAUAUUUUUAAGUACAAAACGACUGCACAUAUUCAUUAUUAUUAUUAUUAUCAUCUUGCAUUACACCACGUGCGUAAAAUAUUUUGACGUCUAGAGCUUUAUUAGUUUUUAUGACAUCAUCUUGUUUUUUUUUUUUAGAUUCUGAACAAAGCGUGGAGCGUAUUGGUUUUAGCGUAUGACGCGUUUUGUUUUUGUGUUUGUAAUCAACUUACCCUACCAGAAAUCACGCUCCAAUCGAAAAUUUCAUGGUUACUUUAUUGUAGAUUAUAUCUAGUCGAUGCAUAGAGACGGUUAUUUUUUCGAUUUUCCUUGUGGUUUUCACGUAGUCAAUGGGAAAAACUGAAAAUCGUUUGUGUAACUUUUGUUGAUUAAUGGGUUAUAUCUCGGCUGAAAGGGAAAAAUAAGACUAAUAAUAUUUCGUUCGGAAUCGUUUUUUUAUUAUUUUUUGAUGUUCUCAUCUCUCGUCGUUUUGUACGUGUCUGACCGGUAGGUAAUAAUACGCGCACGUACUAUUAGUCGAAUGUCCGUAUAAAUCUCCGUGUUACGACGCGUGAGUCGACAUCGUCCCGCGAAUAUUCAUUAUUUCCCGACGUCCGUCUCUCGUAAAUUAUUGCAGUUCCGAAAUCGAAUUUUUUUUUUCUCCUCAACUAUUUCGAUCAUUCCGGGAUUCCGAGUUACAGUAAGUUUUACCGUUUCGUACGAAUGGAUAUACCUACCUAUCUGUACAGUCAAUUUCCCGCGAAUAGUUUUCGAAAACUUAAUAUAAUACAGGAAACGCAAUUUAUGUACCGCGAAUCCAAAAUCGAUUUUGGCGUAGCGUCGUGACGAUUCGUCUGUCGCUUUCAUAUAAACUUACAGUAACAACGCGAGAUAAUAUUUUAUUAUGGCUCAUCGUCCGAUACAAUUAUCUAUAUACGCACUUCACGGGCAAAGUUUUCUUCCCGUGUUAUUUCUGUGUGUGCGCGUGAAAAAUAAUACCUACGUCCGACAUUUAUUAUUUAUUUCCACAAUCUUCAGUAACGCGUUUUAAUUGCACACACGCGGCCUGUUAUCAAAAAUACAUUAAUACUGUUCUAAUAGGCAGUUCGUUACAAUAUUAUGACUGCGCCAAAGGUAUACUAUGGUACCUAAGAUAACGAUUCGUAAAAAAACACGGACGUUAAAAAAAGUAAUAUUUUACGGUUGUUUGUUUGCUAGUAAAUCUAUCGACAGUACGUGUUUUUUUUUCUUUUUAAUUAACAAGCAUUAUAAAUAUAAUCAAUGCACAUUAUAAAUAAUGUAAAAAAACCAGCGUGUACCGGUUUUGAUUCGUAUGAUUUAUCAUACGAGUAUAAUAACAUGUAGCAAAACGUAUGCGAGAUCGGGCAAGUAAAUGAAUAUUUUAUGUUAAUUAAACUAGUUAUUCGGAAUAAAGUUAAUUUUUGUAUUCGCUAACUAAGUUAAAGUUAGUUUAGACAUUUUGCAUAGCGAACUUAGGGUUAUUUUCGAUUAAGUUUCGACACGAGCUCGCGUAAAGCGAGCGAACGGAAUAGUGGCCAAAGGCACCGAAACGAAGCAAUAUGAAAUUAAUAGCAUUAUAAUACCGGCAACAUAAUAAUAUUAUAAGACUUUCGCACACGCAAGAUAAAACGCAAGCGCGUUAAAUUCGAAUCCCAGAGCGCUCAAAUUAAUAAAUACACUAAAGAAAAAUGAAACUUUAGUUUUUUCGCCGUUUAGCGUCUUUAAAGGUAUUGUUCGCCAAAAGAUAUUUGUCGGUGUAGACAGCUGAAACGUGAAAAGCCCAUUGGUUCGGCACACCGCCUCCAAACCGAUGUCUCUAUAAAACGCUUAAAUACGUCGUAGAAAAAAGCCCCCGGAACGAUUUGCUUGGAAACAAUUACGAGAGACCCGCCGAAUAAAAUACCACGCGCAUCACACUUUACACUUUAUGCGAUUCGCCCGAGAGAACCGUAGUUCUAAACGCCAGUUUAAAAUCCUUAGUUCGCGGACGGACAAAGUUUGGGAACCACCGCAAUAUAAUAUAAUAAUAAUAUAAUCGUGAUAAUAUACAAUUGUAUAUCGGCGGAUUUUAACGAGCCUUUUAAACGCGCGAUUAAGUAUAGACAAUCGAACGGAUAUAAUUUAUCGCGGCGAAAACGUUGCGCCAAAUGUUCCGUCCGAUUGUUCGAAAUGUCGCGAUAUUUCCAAUUGUCUCGCGUUCCCUUUUCGAACCACGAACGGACCCCGUCGGUCUCGGUUCGCGCACACGCGCGGAUACCGUAGUCAUUAUUAUACAUCAACUUAAUUAUGGUGUUUUUUUUUUUGCGAGGGACGCGGUAGUGGAGAUUUUGUUUUUUUAAUAAAUCGUUUAAUUUGUUUUAUCGUCUGCCGAGACCGAGAGGGACAUAAAAAAUCUCCGCCGCCGCUACGACGCAUUAUUAUAAUGAUAAUGAUAACUUUAUAUAUACACGGUCUCAACCCAUUCGUUCCAGGCGGCGUUCCGUUUCCGAUCGAUUGUUACGUUGUUAAUUAUUAUUAUCAUUAUUGUCAUAAACAUUUCUCGCGAAAUUCGCUCGUCUACGACAUUCCUGCGGCGCGUAUGCGCGCCACGGGCGUAUCUCUUAUCGCCGCGAGUCACGCGUCUCGAAAAAUUACACCGGAGAUGCGUACACGGGAAAUAUUACUAGCGUUAUAUCCCUUUUUUCCCCGUACCGCACGAAAACGCUUUAUUUUUUUUCAUUAUUUUUUUUUUUUUUAAUUUUUAGAUUCUGAGAGCAGCGAAUGAUUUAUACCGGUUUUACCGUGACGUAGUUUUAUUUUUUACUCGGGAAACAUUUUUCGGAUUAGUGAAAAUUCGUUUCAAGUCGUACACCUCAAAAAAUGCGAAUCUUCAGAUCAAUCAUACCUAUACUUUAUCGAAAACAUUUUUCAACACGCUCAAUACAUUUUCCGAAAAACUGCUUUACGUGUUUUGUUUUAAACAUUAUUAGUUAGGAAAAUGUUUUUUUCAUGGAGUAAUUCAAAAGAUGUGGAGUUACGGCACAGUGGUACUGAAUUUUAUUUAUUUAUUCGUAUGGCAUAGACAAUGUAACGAUGUAGUGAUACUGAAAAGGAAAUAUUUAUCGACGUUUUCAUCCCUGUGUCUUUUUUUCUCGGCACUCUUUCCGGUUAUUAAAAAUAACUGAGACCUACUAUUACUAGCCUAUUCAGGUGAAAACUAUUCACGUCGUACGAUGAUGCGAAUUAUUCAACCGGAAGUACUGUAUUAGAAAAUAAAGUGUCUAGUCGCCUAAUAAUUUUUCUUUUAAAAUCAUAAACAGGUUGUAUUAGUUGGUCUUUGUGUUACGGGUUCAUAAACAUGAUUAAUACUACUAAAUUCUUCUACGUUCAGAAUCAUUUUUCGUUCGCAAUAAUUUCGCAUCAACGGAUAAUGUAAUAUGAGAUAAGUCGAUGAUGCAGUUAAAUUUGCAAAUUAUAUAACGAGUCUUCAAAGAAUUUAAAAUAGUAGAUUUAUCGAGCGUUUCAGAUUCUCCCUUACUAUAAAAUUAUAAAAAAAGCGAAAUAUAUAAGACCUUAGACUACUGCUACUACUACUACUAAGAUGUUUCAUAUUUCCCAUCUUGUUAUACGGAGCUAGCUACUUGGACGUCGAGUGGAAAAAUCGUGGCUAAAUAAACGUGACAUCGUCGAAUUCCAAAUAUCCCUAAAUAUUAAUUACGUUUAUCAAUUAUUUCCGAUUAAAAUAAUUUCGGGCCGGCGUACCCGCGAUUAUUUACCGGCGGGGGGGGGGGGGUAAAAUUUCAUGGGGGUAAAUAAAUCCCGGUCACAGCAGCAAGAAAAAAUCUGUUAGUCACCGUCGCCGGAACGACACAUUUUUUACCGAAUAUUUUUAUCGUUUUUACUAAAUAAUGAAUAUUGUUGGACAUAUCAUACUUUAACAGCUUUUAGUGCAUUUGAAUCCGCGUUCUAUGUGUACGAUGCAGGGUCCAUUGGCGAUUAUAAUAUUAAUAAUUGACGAUGAGUGGCUGUUAUUCCGCACGUUCGAUAAAAUAUUAUAUGCUCGCGGACGUUAAUGUAUAGGAAAAAAACAAAAUGCACUUAGUUUUCGCGGAAAUCAUCAUCGCAUGUGCUAUUAUAUUGGUAUCGCGGUAACAUAUAAUUAUUUCGACAUUAUAAUCAACGUUGAUAAUGGGAAUCUGACACAGCAAUCGCACGGCGGUUGAUACCGGCGUAUAAUACAACAACACUAUUAUAAUAAUUUUAUAAAAUACGCGGCUCUUAUAUUACAGAGUAUCCACACAAUUAUUUUCGGGUUUCGGCACAAUAAUAUUAUCCGAUUUUUUACACACGUGUCGUUUCACAUCUUUGUACAGUAAUAUUUGGCGUGACCGCAGCAUGGUGGCCGCAGAGUCGUUCGUUGCUUCAGAUAAUUGUUACUCUUAACUCUUAAAAAAAAAAAUACCUAGAAAAAUUCACAAGAUUUUAAAUCCCCCGAUCCCGGGAUCCAGAAGUAUAAAGAGAGGUACCGAGAACCGGAUCGGUCAAUCCACCGCCGAGACAGAUUUUCGUUUAGGUAGUAGUUGACAAACAGAUGCCAGGUGAGCGGCAGCCCCUUCCCGUUAGGAUUUUCCGGAAGGUUUUGAUAUUGACGAUACAUCAGUUUCCAAAAUCGGCCGAAAACUCUCUCGUUUAAAACGGCACAAAACAACAUUCUCUAUUCGGAAAACAAUUACGGAGUUUUAAAGAAUCCAAAAAAAACAUUUUGGUGGACGGUGAUUUUUUGUUUCGUUUGGAACAUAUAGAUUUUCACUGUUCAGACAUUAUUCUGCGGUCGCUCUGUAUAGUUUAAUACUAUUUCGAUCCGCCGAUAAUAGAAAACUAACAACAGCAUUAUUUUUAUAGGUACCUCUGUUAGCUGCUGUAGGUAUUUCGAUUCUCGCGAAUUCGGACCGAUGAAGGUUAAACAACAACUGCGAUCGAGCAGAUAUGGUAAAUAAUAUUGUUAAGAGCCGACGCACUUCGCGCUAUGGGCGUGUCGCUCUUGUAGGUUGGAAGUUAAGGCAUCAUAUUAUUAUUAUUGGGUGAUUGAAUUGACCAUCUGCGUGCUCAAUGAUUAAUCAUUGCUAACGAAAAACGAUUCCGAGCGAACUUCGGUUAAACAAUUCGUUUCGAUAAGCAUAAAUUAAAAGUUCUAUUCAUUUGUUAACCGCGUAAUAAUUAAUAAUUUUCCCCGUGGUGUUUUUUUUUUUUUGCAAAUUAUUUUUUGAGAAUUUUCAUGAAACCGUAGAAUUUUUAUCGGGACGCCGUUAAAAUAACUGACAAGAUCCGGAAAGUGAAUAAAAAAGAAAAAAAAAUGAUCGGAAUUUAGAAAUCUUGAACGCGAUAACACAAUAUCGUAUUUAUCGCAGAUAGGGAGAUAUGUUUAAUACAUGCAUGCGGACCGCACCUACGCGCAAAUAUUAUUGUUACGAUAGCGUCGGAUACGAACCCGUAUCAGUGUAGUAAAGAUAAUUAAAUUCUUAAUUCGCAUUAAACUUAAUUAGCGGGCAUCGCUGGGAGCAGUCGUUUAUUAUUGAAGGAGCUCGCGGGAAGUUUACGAAGUAUUCCGCGGACGAGUAGAUCGGACGAACGGGAAAUUCUUUCUUUGAAGUAUUUCCGAGCGGCUUUCUUAUUUUAAUAACGUAUUAUUAUUAUUAUGUUCAAAAACAUGUGUAUACUACACAAAAAUUGAACGCUAUAAUAUUUUCAAACUAGCCGCUCCGUUCGGAAUCUAAAAGCCAAACGAAAUAUCACGCGCGUCUUUCAUAAGCCGUGAAGUUUGAAAGUUAUUUCUAGGAUUCUUGUAUAUCAUGAACGGGCAGUUCAGAUAUGUCAAUAACGGACAACGUAAAAGUCGUGCGAAGUAUACAAAAUUGAAUUCGGUUUUAUUUACGCGUAUACACACACACGCGUGCGUGCGCGCGCGGACACACACACACACACACACACACACACAGUCAGGUCAUCAUGACGAAUUAUAUUGUGCAAAAAUAUUUUUUAAUUUAGCGCGUCAAAAUGAAAACCUAUUUUUCCCUUUUUGCACAUCACGUCGCAUCGUUGUCGUAAUGAUAACGCGUAUAUUCUGACAAACUCGCAGUAAUUAUUUUCGAUAAAUUACCGAAAUAAAAUUAAAAAAUUAAAUGUUGUAACGGCAACAAGUCGGCUGGGAGAAAAUUCGACUCUAUACUGACGGAGCUCGUGGCCGUUUUUUUUCUCUUUGCGUCCACUACGUUCAUUUAUUUUAUCUGAUAUUAUCCUGUAUGUGUAAUGCAAUGUUUUUGAAGUUAUUUUGUUUGAAAGGGCGCACGUACACCGGCAAGAGUAUUAUUAAUUUUGUUUACGAAAUUCCGCACUGUACGUUGAAACAUUAAACUUCAAAGAGUCGUUAAAAAAAUAUCACUAAUUUUCCUUACCAACAACAACAAACCAAAUACCAUAAUAUAGUAAAAUAUGAACAUUAAAACAAAAACAAAAUAUAGGUUUUUUUUUUUUUAUAUUAUAUUUUAAAACCAAUAUUGUAUAAUAUUUAUUUUUACGUCUCCCAAAAAUUAUAAAAAAUACAUUAUUAUAAUAAUGUUCUGCAAAAUCUGUUCCAAUCUUUUUUUAUAUUAUUAUUGAUUCAUCGUUCGUCGUUUCGUCUGCAGCGAUUCUUUUAUGUUUAUGUACCAAUAACAAGAUUCAGAAUAUUACAUGACCUGUAAUUUAAGCAUCGGAUUUUUGUCGCAGAAUAUGACAAAUUGUAUUGAGAACCUUAUCUAUUUUUCAAAUUUUUGUUUUUUCGGUUAAACGUUAAAAUACAUGCCAGUGUUUUCAAUUUUUUGUUUAUUUUUUUUUGCUUACUAAACUCUAAUUCGGUGGAUUUGCAGACUACAGUGUCGGCCACUCUUUCAGAACAUCACUACAUCAGUAGUCACGUGGAAUUCUACAAAGGGCACAACAAUUCCUUCAACUGGGGAUAACUUAUAAUCCGCUUAUAGUUUAAAACAACAUUGUAUCGGUAUAAAACAUCACACGGCCAUAUUAUUUAGUGUUGUAUACAUAACUUUGUGUGUUCGGGGAAUAAGCGGCGUUAAAUUUCCCAAAGAGGAAGGUUUUUUUUUUUUUUAAACUACAAACAAAAUUAUUUAGAUUAUGUGAAAAAAAAAAAGACAAUGAUGCGGGACUGACGCCCUAUAUUCUUCGUAUAUACGCUCCCGGCCAUAUACGUGUAAUAGUUAAAUUUACCCGCAGCAGAAAUUAGUAAAAUGAUCAGUUUCACAGCAGACAUUUUCGGUAAACGGAAAAUCGGUACGGUUUAUUGUGUUUUGAAAAAAAAUUAAAUGAAAUAAGUGGAAUAUUUGUACUAUAAAAUUUAUUUCCAGUGGUUCAAAAAGUAUGUCCAAAAUUAAAUUAAGUAUAAAUUCACAAUAUACAAUGUUUUCAGUUGUUCAAUACUUGAAUAGUAUAUACACUGAAAUUGAAAAUUGAGGAUUUCACCUUAAAUAAUACAAUACUCUGCAUAAUUUAUUACUCAUUUAAAACCUACCGACUUAAUUAAAUUCGUUGUAAUCUUUUGCGGACAUUUUCAUAUAAUAUUAUUAUUUUUUUUUUUCUUAAAAUGAUAUCCGAAUAUUUAUUGUACAACAUUAAUUAAUUUGCUUUUUCAGUUUGAAAAAUUUAAAUUAUAAUUUGAGAAACCCUGAAUUUUAACAAACGUACCAAGUUACGUAUUCCAAGUUCAAAACGAUCGAACCAAAUUUUUCGGACAACCGACAUUUUCGUUGACCGUAAAUACAUAAUAAUAGGCAGAUAAUGUAAAAUUAAACUAUCAUGCACCUAUAAUACUCAUUAGUAGUUAUAACUUAUAACUUAGUAUUAAGUACUAUUAUAACUUUAGUGUAUAUUUAUUUAAUCGCCGAAAGUAAAAAUUACUCGAUUUCGUUAACACUCUUCGCUUUUUUUAAUCGACGGCGGUAAAAAAACACAAAUCGCCGUAGCUGACAAUAACUGCGUACAGUGCGUGCACGGCCCUGAUAAUAUUAUUCCGUAAGUGUAGUUCGAAAUAAAUGUAACUACGACCUAUUGGAUUUCGGGAAAAGAAUGCGCAGAGUACCCCGUUCGAAUUUCAAACUAUCUUAAGGACGGCCGCGGCGUACAAUGGAAAUUAAAUUAAAUUCCGAUUUUAUCUCGAAAUCUGACACCUUACAAAUUUAGUUGCAGCCUAAUAAGUUCACUAGAAACGCGCACGUCAGUCGAGUGUAGGUAUACAGAUCGUAUACCGACGAAUUAUCAAUAAUAACGAUUUCGACGGCCAGAGAAAUGUCCUAAUAUAUAUACACACAUCAUUAUAAUACAAUUAUUAUUAUUGAACAGGCACAAAACAAAAUAAACCGAACACGGUCAAACGUUAAAAACAUUAUACCGUACGAAACAUUAUGACGUGCGGGCAAUGUGUUGUUUUUUUUUCCGUACGACAUUUAUUCCACAAAUAUUAUGACUAAUCGGUAAAAUUUAAUACGUAUUAUUAUGCCUAUGAUAAUAUACUGUAUGCUGGAAAUAGCGUUAGCCGCGUUCUGACAAUGCUGUUUCGAUCGACAUGGUCCCUAGCAUAGACUGUUUCGGCGACGUUGUUUACGGUUAUAUUGUCGGCCGAAUGCGCUUUUCGACAAACGGGUGGCUUAGCAAUCAUUAAAAACUACGUAUUCGGUUUCUGGUUAUGGGUCGGUGAAAUACCGCGCUGUAAACGAAACGAGUUUUGGCGAUAUUGCAACCGAGUAACACACAGUUUACCGAAAAAUAUGAUCAAAACGAAGAACAGAAAUCAUCGUUCAAAAAUAAUUAAAUUCCCAAAAAUAUACUAAGUAUGCGUUCCAGGUGAGCGUCCAAAUACAGACAUUGAAAUUUAAGAAAUCCGGUUUUACUUAAUUUUAUAAACAGUCGGAAUUAUUUAAGUAUAUAUACCGUUCGUAUAAUUUGACGCUUCCAAAAUUACUAUUCGAUUUCGUAUAAAAAACUCCUAGGAUUUUUUCUGUAUUUUAUCAAAAUAUAUUAUUUCUUUAUAUUAAGUGAUAAAUUGGCCCGCCUGGAGCGUCCCGUUAGUGACUUUAAUUUUCCUUAUCUAAUACCUAUGUCUUCCAAUCUAAACCCCUUCCUGACGAUUUUACGUCUUUCCUUACUACAUCGUGUGCGUGGUUUUCCAAGUGGCUUUUUCCCAGCAGGAAUUUCUUGAAAAACUACGCCUGUGUGAACGAAUUUUGACUACGCCACGUGUAGCCAAAAACUUUUCAAGUUAAAAAGAUAAUGUAAUAUAAACAAGUAUAGAUAGUAUAAUAUCAAUAGUUAGAACUAUUCGCAUUAAAAAAUAGUUUCAAAACUUUUUAAACAAAAUACGAUUCGAGUUGUUUUUAAAACGAUUUUUACUGUAAUAGCUGCGUUAUUGCUAUUUAUGAAAAAGUAUUUUCUAAAACGUAAUUUAUCUUCAUUUUAUUAAACUGCCUGCAGAAUCUUCGGUAAAUUAACAGACCGUAUGGUCAUGAAAUACGUUUUGUAUUGUAUGUCAUAAACAUGAUCUUUUUAAUAUAAUAAUCGGCUUUUUCGUCUUCGCGUCAUUGAAACACUAAAUAAUAUAAUUUUUGUCCAAUUAAAUUGUUACUAAUUGUAGUAUAAAAAAACAAAUCGCUUGUGCGUGUCUCGAACAAAUUUUCAAAUCUCAAUUUAAAACUUUUUCCUCGCCGAAAGCCAACGCGCUACGUUACGUAAAUAAUAAUAUAUUAUAACGGAUUUUCAUAAUAAAAUCCACCGCGGGGACCCGAAGGCCCUUUUAAAACUAGGACAUUGUAAAGCAAAAAAAAAAAAAAGGCGGUAAAAACCCCGGAAAGAAAAGAAAAACAAACUUAAAUUCAAACGUUCGAAACGAAAUUGUCCCCGGUUUUUUUUUUUUUUUUAUUAUUGUAUACGAAAUUAUUAAUAAAUGUUCUAUUUUUCUUAAACGUAUAUGCAUACAUAUUUCACCGGACAAAACUUUACGUAUUACAUUGGCUGAUAUUAUUCAGAACUAAAAUAAUGAAAACGGUAAACACGAACAAUAACCACUGCAGAUGCCAUACACUGCGUUGCCAUAACUCAUUUUCGAACCGCCCUAAACACAUACUGAAAAAAAAAAAAAAAUUAAUACAAAAAAAUUUCGUCUCGCUAAAUAUGUCAAAGAAAUCCUUCAAAGAGGCUUAAAUGAAAACGCGCGGUACACCGCGAUUUGUUAAACGCUUAGUGUCAAAAUUUAAAAUAAUUACGAAUAUUAACGAAAUUCCCACGGAGUGUGCAUCGCCCGCGUUUCUAUAACGCUGCCGUUAUUCCGUUUAGGACGCGCAUAUUUUACUUGUCGUGUUGUUGCGUUUGUCAUACAAUCGCCGCGGUGCAAUAUUUCACACGUUUCGAAUACACCGUCAAAAUAUAUUACACUAAUGGGUUUGUAUCCAAUCCGAAAAUAUUUUGUUUCAAUCGAAUUAUGGAAUAACGCGUUGAACAUUGACGUGUUGUUAUUAUAGUCAUUGCGGCGGGCGUGGGUAAAAUCUUUUACAAACAGAUUCUAUCAAUCCGAAACCUCGAAGAAUAGAUUUCGUGUGAAUCCGAAAUUCCAAAUCAUUAUAAAAAAUAAUUUAAAAUCGUAAAACAUCCAUCGUCAAAGCUGCGAAAUGUACGGACGGCUUAUAAAUAAUGCGAUAUUAUAUGCGAAUUAAUAUGUUAGGAUCAUAAUUUAUAAAUGUUAAAUGCAGUUAGGAAAGGAUAAAGUAAUAACAGCGAUUUGAAACGCUGUACAAUUUCGGUGAUUGUUAGUGCUGGGAUUUGCAUUGUUUUUCAAAUUUGUGCGAUGCUUGUUUUGCUAAUGAUUUUUAUCGUGUAUUUACAAUUGGGAAUAGGCAAACGUUUUAUUCUAGAAAUAUAUUAUAUUGUUAUGGUGUGCGAUUAUGCGUGAUAAAAGUACAUACGACUGAAAAACCCCAGGGGAAGCAAUAGUCCUUUUUGCGCUCCCCAGCGGUCGCCUUUGAGAAUAAGAAAUUUGAUUUUGAAUUUUUUGAUUUUAAGUCAUUAUUUUUUUUUUUUAGAGCAUCUUAGGGUUUUAUGAUAUAAAAUUAAAAUUUGAAAUUUUUAUUUUGAGUUUUAAACUUUUUCGGUUAGUAAAACGUUUUGAAUUAUUUACAAAUUGACCAUAAAAAAGAUACAGAUUUUUCCCAAUCAGACUUUAUUUGAAAGCAUUUUCUAGAUUCCGAACAAUUUUUAUUGAAAAUAAAAAAUUGAUCACAAAUGACGAUAUCAACAGUUUUAUUUUUGUUGAUUUCUAAGUAAAUUGACAACGAGUGGUUAGAAAAUCACGACUGUUACUGUAUAGUAAAUAAUUUUAUGAGUCACGUGCAGUUUAUCGCGUUCUCUUCAGAAUAGUUUUUUGAUCGCAAUGAUUUAUUGCCAUUUACAAAGAUGGCUUACCAACAGUACGAAGUAUGUCCUGCUUUUUAAUGUAAAAGAUACGUUAUGGUAUAUAUAUAUAGUUAGGCAUAUUAUUAUAUUCUAGUUGUAUUAAAAAAAAACAUUUUUUUAUUGAAUAUUAUUAAAAGAAAAAAAAAAGAAAUGAUUUAUAAGCACCGUGAUAUUAUUAUUAUUUUCGAGCUUCCUUUCAGAGUAAUAUUGUUAUUAUUAUUUCUUAUACGCGAUGAUUUAUUGUCGUUUUCAAAAUUAAAAUACAGUGACUGCGAUGUUCCGUGUAGGUGAGCAAAACGAGACGAUGAUGCUUCGAAACCCACUGCAGUCGGCGUAUCAUUUUUUCGUGCCACGUACCCUCUCUUCCACCCUAACAUUUCAGCCAAAAGCUAUUCGCCCGAAUCGGAAGCAAUUAUAUUUAUAAUAUGUAUAACGGAAACGAAAAACGAUUCAAUUAUUCGCUAUGCUUAUGUUGUAUAUUAUAAUAUAAUAUCUAUAUAUUUCUAUUCUAUACACUAUAAGCCCGGACUAAUAUAUUUUAUCAGGGUCGAGCGGUGGGCAAGUUAAUGAAAAUAUGUAUUAGAUUAAUUUGAUAUUUUUUCACAGUGUUAAUAAUCAUACAUAAGAUUUGUGAUUUUUAAAAUUCAGUAUGUUCAUUGCGUCAAACAUAGGUAAAAAUACAAGGUUAUAUUUUGCCCUUUUUCUCCCCAAACAAAGUACCCGGACAAAACAAAAGAUUAAAAUUAAAAUAAAUUCAAAAAUUAUUAAAUUAAUGAAAAAAAAAAAAAAACAAUGAAUAGUGAUAAAAUGUAAGUUAAUUGAGAAAACUAAAAUCAGAAGUUACGUUAAAUGUCAAAAUCAAUUUAACUUUUUAACUUGUUUUAAUGCUCAGAUUUGAUUAUCUAUUGGCUUUUAUAUAUAUAUAUAUAUUAUGACACGUUGGAUUUUUCAUUUCCCCGCGGCUCGAAUCGGCUUUCGCAUUAGACGUGGUUAAUUUUUUUUCUCCUUUUCUAACACCCUGGUCUCUUCACUAUACACACCCAAUACGCUGUUACAAUAACGACGUUAUUGAAUCACCACCGUUUCGGGUCAGUAAAAAAUAAUAAUAAAUCCGCUUAUAGGAACGCGCACCACAGUGUUUGUGUAACGGCGUUUUAUAUGUGCGUAUAUAUAUACGUAUAUAAGUAUAGAAAAACCGGGUAAAUCAAUUUAUUUUUUCCCCCUAGCUCUGUCGUUAUUCUAUAAAAGCAAUGGGGGCGAGUCUGCGUUUCCUACAAAACACGUUUCACGACUUUUCGCUGCGUAGUCGUCUGACGGAUUUUUCAUCGCGAAAACCGCGAAUCUAUUCCUUCUAUACAUAUGUAAACUCAACAGUACGCACGUAUACACAAGUACAACUUAUAUAUGAGUCAUGGACUCGACCACAUUUUUGCGAAAACAAUACUGUUUUCAACCAUAUCGUAGAUUGUACGUAUAUUAAAAAAAAAAAAAAAAAAUAAAAAACACACCUGUAAGCACCACAGUUCCGUAUCAUUAUAGAGCCGAAUAUUUUCUCAGCAUACUUGUCGCCGUCACCGUUACAAUAUUUAAUUUUAGAUUCUGAGUUAAGCGAAGAAUGGUAAUAUUGGUUUUACAAAGAUAAAUAUGAUAUGUAAAUACUCUUUCUACCAGACCUUUCUUACUCUGAUUAUCAAGUAUAUCAUGACUUUUUUUGAAAAGAAAUGUUCUCUGGGUGGUACUUUAAAGAUAACAGUUUUUAAAAUUCUUAUCAAUAUUCGAGGUAAUGAUGAAAACCUGGUUCUUUAGAUCAAAAAAGAUAAAAAAAAUUAAAAUAAAAUUGUCAUUGGCAACCGUUUUUAUUUAUUUUUUGUUAUUAUUAAGUUUCGAUUUUUUUUAUAAUUUUUAAACAAUCACUGUUGUCACGGAAACUCACAUUGUUGUAAUCAUUUUACCAUAUUGUUAUAUAUUGUAUAUUGUCGACAAAGCAACUCUAUCAACUGUAUAUUACCUUUGCCUUCUCAGCCGAAGAAUACGUAGUUAGGAGUUUAAACGUAAUAUAAGAACACAGGCGUGUUUUUCUUCUCGGAAAACAUUUAUUCAGUCGGUGAAAAUAUUCCGAUUUUUGCAUAACGUGUAUCGAAAUAUGUGGAUUUUCAAAUUCGAUAUUUUAUGGGGACAUUUUUUUUCAAAACUCCAAAUACUAUUUGUUUAUUUAAAAACAAUUUCUUCGGCGAGUUAAUGUUCAUAUUUUUUUCACGCACUUGGCAAUUUCUUUAUAGUUUUUUUUUGAUUUUUUACUGCAAUCAUCGUCGUUAGUAUAAUAUAAACUAAAUAUUACGCUUUAUCCCGAUUAUUAUGCCUUUCAAACUUCCCGGCCUACAAUAUCGGCCUACUUACUAUAAUGCGAAAUAUGUCCUACUUUUUGUUUUUUCGGUAAUAUUUCAUUUUAUCUUUUUCGUGCGAUUUUCGUGGGGGACGCCGCGCCGUCGCGAAUAGUCAGCUCGACGAUGCUGGUGAAUCGCUCGACGCCCACACCGUGUCGUGUUUUGACACCCGGUAGUGCACACUCGGAUGAUAUCUCAUUGCUUUAAUAUUAUUACCAUCAAAAUAUAAUAAUAUUAUGCAAAUUUUCGUCAAGGACGACGUGCUCGCCACGCACAUCUCUGUGCACGUUUGUGUGAUGUAUCUAUGUGAUGCGUAUUUACCUUAUACCGGGCGGCGUAUUUACAAACCCUCAGUGAUGUAUGGCUAAAAUAAACCACGCCUUAUUCACGUAUGUAGAGAUAUAUGGAGAUUUAAAGGUACGAUCCAAACAAAUAUUUUUCGCUUCGCUUGAACACUGACUCUUUUAGAUCCUGAGUGGAGCGAAGAAGUUUAUGGUGUUUUACAAAGAUAUUUAUUUAUUUUUUUGAUCCAUAACAACUACCAGAAAUCUUGCUCCAAAUUACAAUGCUAUCAUUUUUUCUGAGAGGAAAUCGGAUUGGGGAUUUACUUCAGGGAGGUAAUUUUUUGAUAUUAUCAGGAGUUUUCUCAUCAAAUUUGAAAACCCAAAAAAAAAAACGGAGGAGAAACGGGAAAAUGUACGAAGUUGUUUAUUAGUAAAAUAUUAAGUAUAAUACUAUAAUAAUUCAUCACUCAACGAAUUAUCACAAUAAGAAUACAAAUUAAAUAUUAUGAUAAAUGAUAGUGGGAUUAAGUGUCCGAAGUCCUCUACAUAAAAAAAUUCACUUCAAGGAUAAUUUGAUUACGAAUGCUUGAUAACAAAAUUUUAAUUUUUAAAUGAAUAAUAAUAUUUUAUAAAGAGAAAACAAAAGUAAAUCUUCGUUUUACGUGUUCGUCCUGAAUUACAUUUUGCUCUCGUUAAAAUUUAUUUUACAACAAUUUAUAAAAAUAUAUAAUAUUAUAAAUUAAUGUAUAUUGGUAUUUAUAAUUAUCAUAUUAAAGGACAUACGCUAGAUAUACGGCCGUAUACCCGCGUGUCAUCAAUUUGUCAUGAGCUACACGCCACGGAUAAAAAUAGCGCGAUGAGACGUAUAACUCCCAAUACACCACUGCAAACCCUGUAUCCGAGUACGGUCCAAGCGUUAUGUUUAUGAAUACGUUACGCGUAUUUAAUUAAACAGGAGUACAGGACCUACGGGUGUUUGAGUUUACACUCGGGACGUUAUAAAUAUCUUGGAGCAUUAUCGGGUUUGGAUCAACAAUUAGGUUACGGUUUGCUGUUUCCAGACGAUUUCCCUUCUGUUAUGUCUAAAUUCGCGGCGGCUUUUCAGGAUCAUUUUUGUUCUCCGAAAAAGCGUUGUCCGGAAAAGAAAACCUUAUCUUAGUAAAUCUUAUUAGUACUCUUAUAGAUAGCCUUUUCAUUGUACUCAGAAUGUAAACGAAAAUUCCGGGAUUACAUCUACCUACCUCUCUCCACGUUAUAAUCCCUCGCAUUUCGUACCUGCGGGCUCGGACGGACAAUAUUAAAUUAUGUUUUUUGUAAAAAACUGUCGACCGAACUCUAUUAAGACCUAUAAUACUGUCGGGUACGUUUCGACUCGGAUAUUAGGAUAUUAAUUUCAUAUCGCGGUAUUUACCGACGCUACCGGGCCCGGUCAAUGGCAAACGCGAGGACCGCGGACGUGACGUUUUCCAAAAUUAAUAUCGUAAUUAUAUUAUAAACGUAGGUAUGUUAUAGACAAACCGCAGCUCGGUUGUCGCGCGAUGCGCGUACGUUUAAUCCGAUCGAUCUUGUCGCGAACCGGACGUCCGGUUCGUCCGCACGGAUUACGAAAUGCCCGGAGUAUAAUUUCCGCUCGCAUUAUUAUACCGCUAUUUUUACUAUGUUUUUUUUUUAUACAUAUAUAUAUAUAUAUAUAUAUUUAUGUACGGUGUAGCGUCCGAAUAAUAUUCAAAAAUUUCACAUUUUCUGAUAAAAAAAAACCAGAUUUUUACACACUCGUUCGCACCAUAGUGUCGUGCGAUUUACGUAACGAUAUUAUAAUGUUGUCAUCGAUCGGUGUACUGCAGUGAAUUUCACGUGUAACACAACGUAAUAUUAUUAACCUUGUCUUCCGAAAAUUCCACUAAACGGGAGAUCUGUUGGAAAGUGGUCGGAUACCGAAAUAUUUAGAUUGCUUUGUGAACAAUGGAACGCCGUAAUACGAGUAUAAUACGACCAUACGAUCGCGGAAUUUUAAUUUUACUAUCAAAUAUAACGGGUAUCUUAAUUCGAAUCACAAGCGCAAAAUAAGAGCUGAAAUAAACGAUAAGAAAAAUCGGUAACGUUGAACGCUGGAUUCCGAUGGAAAUAUAGUCAGCAGAGUUGAAUUUUGGAAAAAGAUUCAACAGUAAAACAUCAUCAAACCGUUCAGAGUUUUAGAAUGUACGAGGGCUCAUCAAAAAGAAUCCAGGCCGAUACUAUUACCUCGUAUACCGAUCAUCCCUGGCUUUUGAAAUGUUGAAUUACUUUGGAAUUAAAACAAAAUAUCGCGAAAAUAAUCUUCUCGAAGUUUAUAAAGAAUCUAUGAAAACAGAUGUGUUCAGAAGUAGUCGCAGAAACCAGUGAUAUCAAUCCUACUGUUUUUAUUAACGCUCGGUUUACUAUCGGUCUCAAUACUUUUGGAUUAGUUCGCGUAUUAUAUGUAUUAUUAUACAUUAAUCAUUUCGAUUGAACGUCGCUGCAUAUUGAAAGACUCAUCUACGUUUUCUAUCGGUGUAUCGGUGCAAUUUUUAACCGAUACCGAUGACUACAAUACGACCAGUUACGCGCCCGUGAAAAUUUGAUCGUAAAAUUAGUUUUGUUUUUUCCUCUUCGGUAAAAAUAUUAUAAUAUCACGGGCGAAUUGGGACGUUACGCGUUUGUCGUAUUUCGCCGAUUUGCUACUAUUGGUGUCUACAGAUAUUAUACGAGCGGAAACGUAACCGAGUCGGUUGUAGGAUUUUCGGAGGUUUACGAAUCAUAACCUACUCGUCGGUCCAAACCCGAUACCGCUGUGAGGAUGAUCGUGUGAUACGCCUAAAACCUGUAGACCGUGGUCGAUGAAAAACCAUGACGGUUUGCGUAUUUACAUACCACAUGGUACAUGGGCCGAACUCGGAUAACACGUUAUUCCGCCUCUGUAUAGCAAACGGUUUUUGAGAUUAUGUAAUUUUCAUGAUUUAUUAAUUUGUUAUUACUCGUAUUUCGCAUCGCGGUACACUGUUUGUUUACCUUCGGGUCGAAAACAGUAAUUAUAAUUAUUAUAAUAACAGCGACUCGGUUUAAACGUAAUUUAUUUUACCGUACGAGUAUACAAUAUUUUGGUGUACUCACGAUACGUGAUAAUAUUAUUAUAGAAGGAUGAAAAUCGUAAUGAAUGUACGGACGACACACGUACGGACGUCCGUCUUCGUCUAAUCAAACAAAUUUGACCUAUUUCGUGUAAUAACUUUUGCAAUAAACUCGGGUUUAGUUUGAUUGAUAAUUGAAUUUAGAAAUAAAAUAGACUUCGGCAAACAUACCAUUUACGAUAUUGUGCAGGGGAAUAGGAGGGGUAGGGGAAAUGGUCCUUCCGCCGGAUUAUAAAUGCAACUGCAGCUAUAGCUUACUUGUAUACAUUCGGCAAUUCAAUUUUGAAAUGUAUUUAUCUAUAUAUAUAUAUUUCUGUCGAAUUACAAUUUACAAAAAAGUGUUCGAUGUAUUGAAUGAAAAGACAGACAUACACCGCACGAUGGGUGGGCGCCGCCGUUGUGGCCGAGAAACUGGGAAUGAAGGAUGAUAUCUAUAUUGUCUUUGAAGUGAAUUUAGUCUAUAUCUGUACGCAACGAUAAACCAUAGCUAACGAAAAACGAUUUUAAGCGAAGUUUCUUUAAUACACGUACGCAAAUUUUCCCGUCUUGCUUACGUUUUUCCCAGUUUUCCCGAAUAUUAUGAAAAUCGCUAGGGAAAUAAAAAAAAUAAAACCCUCUAAAAGUACCACCCAGAUAGUAUUUCUUUUCAAUAAAUAUACUACACUCGAAAAUCGGAGCGAGAUUUCCGGUGUAAAAUUCGUUAACAGAUAAGAAAAAAAAAAAAAAUAAACAUUAUUGCGUAAUACCUUCCUCGGUACGCUCUGAACCUAAAAUUUGCUAUUUUCGGAUCCGAAUAUUGUAAUUUCUCAAACGCAACGCGAAUAUUCUGUACACUUACACCGGCAAACUUGAAAGACGGAGGAUUACUCCGGGGCGAAACCGAGGUUUUUUUUCGGGGGGGGGGUUUAAAAGGGGUAGAUGACUGAAUCGCUCGAGUAUCCGCGUUUUCGCCGGCGAGAUGAAGAUUUAUUCACGGGUGUGUUAUUCACUGCGCAGAUAAUUUAUUUAUAUACCGGCGCGCUGCGGUGUAUAGCGAUUUGAAAGGCGCGUUUGACGGGCUAUCGACGUAUUCGUUUAUAACCGGUCGGCCGUUUCGCGUUCCGCCCGAUGUUAUAAACGAAUCGCGUUCCGUUACGGACGAAUUAUACCGUACAAUAUUAUCAUACGGUUUUUUCGUUAUUGUUCGUUGUUUUUUUUUUCUCGUCGCCAUACUGCGCGCGCACACACACCUCGCUCGGUCGCCGUGUACCGCGUGCGUUACGGGCGCGUUCGUUCACACCUCGGCACGUUCUCCGCGGGCCCGGCGACGACGUACGUUCGUUAACGACGCGGACCCUGAGCCGCGCGCGCGUGCACGGCCGUCUAUUUAGCGCGCCGUCCAUAAAAUUACGCGCCGUUUUCGCCCGUCGUCUCCGCCGCGCUAUGUGCACGCGCGCGGUUUAACGAGAUGCCGCCGCUCCUUCGCGUGUACACCACAAUGCGCAUUAACCGUACGCAUACACAGCGGCACGGCCAUAGCCUUCCCCCUCGGGACCGUGAAAUAUUACUUUACCCCCCACCCCCCUCCUACUCCCCUACCCCCCUCCCGGGCCCGCGGCGUCGCGUCCGACUUAAUUCCCGGCCGAGCCGACGGCGGUCCCGUCGCGUCGCUACGGCAUCAGUAGCGUUUUGCCGGCGGCACGACCCGUACCGCGCCGCGGUCGAUUUUACGCGCGGGCCGCCGGCAGUGACGGGACGGCGGAGCGGACAACGAGCGCGCACGGCCGCGGGUCCCUUACGGGGCGCACGGGCUUCUUACGGCGUCCGGCUGUGCGUGAGUCGACGGCGUUCAGUUGAGCGGGUGUCGGGGAAAAAAACCGGGGAAAAUCGGGAGCGUAUAAAUCAGCCGGUAAAAGGCCGUAUUUAAAUACGGAAUACCGAACCGGCGGUGUCCACGCAGAGACAAAUAUCCGGGCGCCGUUUUAAAAUGUGAUCGAACCGUCGCCGAUUCGUUAAAAGGGCGCGUGUACCGCGUUACGAAUGCUAAAUCGUAUACUCUGUGCGCGAUAAACAUCUUUAAAAAACUGUUUUGCUAUUUCUUUGCGAAACAAUUUUUUUUAGCUUUCUGAAAAAAAAAAUGCGUUUCAGUGGUAUACGCCCUUUUAUGACCGUACGCCGUCGAUAUAAUAAUAUCGUACCACGGCUAGGCGUAACGGAUUUUCAAAUGCGUAACGCGCUAUAAUAUCCCGCGCGAAAAACCCGCGUACGAAUCGACGGUACACCGAUAGACGGUCACGAUAAUUCCCGCGUUAUUACGCACUAUUCGCUUUUUCGCCAAUAAUUAAGAAUGCCACAGCUUCUAGAUCUAUCAGACAAAUGAGUAUACGCUCUGGAAAAAAUGAAAACUUAAAAUGGCGUGAGUCCGGCACUACGCUUGCACGGGGAGGACGCGCAAACCCCCGCUCGUGUCUUUUUUAAACUUCGCGCCACUAAACAUGUAUACCAUUUGUUCGCCCACGUGGCAAACAUUUUUUUUUUUUUUUGUGAUUUUUCAAGCGGUUUCCAUAAUAAUUGGGAUAAACACAAAGUUUUCUUUUGCGCCUGCGUUUUCUUCGAUACACUCUAUGACGCAUUGUAAAAUUCCUCGAUAUUUUUAAAGCACUUAUGAACUUAUUAACUAAUUACGAAUUAAAUGAUCGGUCCGAUUAUCUAGAGAUUACACUAGUUACAUUGAUAUUUUGAAAAAUUCGUGUACACGUAGUUUUGAAGUUUGGACCGAACAAAUAAAGCGGAAAAAUUACACCAAGGUAAAAAAAAAUACUUUCGAAAAUUGACUAAAGUCCUUCUUACCCAGGACCGUGUAAACAUUAGCAACCGACGUUCUACGAGAUUUAGCGAUGAGUCUGUCAGUGGCCUUUAUAAUAUCCUAGUAUAGAUUUUAUACCGCGCGUAUUUACAUUAUUGACGAACAUUACACGGUAAUACAGUUCCCAGGCAAGUACCUCCCCUCCCUAUUCCGCAUUUGAAAUAUUUAUGAUUCGUGAUACCGCGGCGAAACGUUCUUACUUAGGUUGCCAGUAUACAGGGCGUCCCGCAGAGAACUGACAUAAUACAAUAUUAUGCAAUAGGUAUAAAUUAUUUGUUCUGUUGAAUAUUUUUAAUUUUUAUUUGCUUUGCAAUAAUUACGACCGGAGCCUUGCUGCGCCGUGAUCUCAUUGUUUUGUAUAUUCUGUGAAAAACUAAAAAUAAAAAGGUUUACAUACUUAUUUUUCUACAUACAAAAAAUGCCAUUUUGAAAAUUGAUUUCGAAACGAAAUGUUUGCAGUACAAUAAAUUGGUCAUUAAUGACGAAUCGUUAAUUGUUUACGAGCGUUUAAAGUUUACGAUAAUUCAAAUUAUUGUUUUCACUGACAACUACACUAUAAACUGUAUCAGUCCAUACUCCGCAGAAUGGGUUUUACGAGAGGGUAAUAUUAUUGAACUGCCGGACAUCCGAUAGUGAAACGGUUUUGAAUAUUAUCGAAUAAACGGGACGACUUACAACAAUACAGUAUAGGUAUUUUAUACUGGAAAACAAUAACGUUCGAUUUCUCGAUGUCUGCGGGUAUUUUUUUUUUUUUUUGUUACCGGAAAUAAAAAACGCUCGAUAAUGUUCAAUAGUUAUCUACGGGUAAACGUUUUGUACAUUCGGGGCAAUAAGGUAUAGCGAUUUGAUGGUUGAUAUUUUGGUGUUCGCGGUGUUCACUAUGGAACUGGUGAUGUUAAAUCGAGGAUUUUUCGCCGAAUACUUUGCCUGCGUUAUGGUUUCGCCUAACGAUAAGUUCGCGUACACGUUAAAAUACAAAAUACGCUUUCCGAUGAAAACAUGGAUGGUGAAAUAAUUUAAACAAUCCGAAAUUGCUUUUUUUACUCCGACAUAAUAAAUUUGUAUAACAAAAUAAUUUGGUUCUUUUAUCUUUUAAAACAUCGGGUAAUUCAUUUUUUUUAGAUUCUGAGCGAAGCUUGGUUUUAGUACGAUUUGUUUUUGUACAACUAGCAUUUUAAUAGAAUCAGUUUUCGUUAGCAAUGAUUUAUCGGGGCGUACAUUUAUAGAUCAAAUAACUUUAUGUAUCUUAUUUUUCCAACUUCCCACCUGUACAAGAUACAAUAAUGGGGCAUCCAUCAGCAGUAGAAUCAGCUCUUUUUUUUUAUGUCCUUUUAUAACACAGUUUUAAUGAUUCGGUUGUUUAAAACAGUGUUUUCAACACGAAAUCAACUCUGGUGUAUAGCCGGAUAUUAGACCGCGCGCGAGUACAUUUUCUUUGCAUAAUAAUUACGGGAUUCUAUAAUCGACGCAUAAUCCGGGUGGCAGUAUUAAUUAUUCUCUAAAUUCACCAUAAUAACCGAAAACCGAAAAUUAUUAUUUCCGAUAGGAUAACCUACUGAAAUGUGGUAUAUAGGUAAUAUUAUUUUAUAACGGAUACGGGAACGGAGCUGUAUUUUCGACGAUAAUCAUUCGGCGGGCGACCGGAAACCGUAUAUUUAUAAUAUGAUGUUACGCACAUAUCGGUCGUGACGGAAAGCCGCGGAAAUUUCACGACGGCCCUCAUAAUAUUAUAUUUCACUAUCAUCAUAAUAGAAAUGCCCGUUUAUAACGCGCCUGCAGGUACGCUGUUGACGCAAUAAUGUUGUCGAAUUACCAUAGUAUUACCGAGUUUAAAAAGAUAACGAAAACCGCCCAGCGUUGCGAUAAAUUAUUUCCUAAUCAACAGCAACGAUAUUCCCGGUUAAUAAUAUGUCCGGGAAAAAAUUAUUAAACGGGCGAUAAGGAACAAAGCGAAACGGCUUUUAGCUCUAAAUUUCUGCUCUCCGUCACAAAGUGUCGGUCCGUUCGGUUUCUUUUUUAAACAAUUUUCCUGCCAGAAAUAUUGAAAUAUUACUCAAAGCUACAAGCUUAGCAAUUUUUCUGAAAGGAAAUUCGAUUAGGGAGGUGCUAUAGGGAGGUUUUGAUUUUCCCAGGAGUUUUCUCACAAAAUGUGAAAAACCAAAAAAAAAAAAAAAACCGGAGAAAAAUAUGGGAAAAUCGGAUCAAUAUUAAACAGAUAUUAUUAAAGAAAAUAUAUAAUGCUUAUUCCAUUAUUUUAUCAUUAUGUGACGUAAUAUAUAUUGUUGACGAAGCAUCACUAUCAACCGAAUUCCGCUCAGAAUCUUUUUUCCCGUCAGCGGUGGUUUACCGUUGCUUACAGAUAUACAUUAAAUUUCCUACCUUCCCGAAUUCCCACCUAAAACAGUGGUUGCACCGUCUCCAUUGUCCUAGGACAUAUUUGUAAUAUUAUUUUUGUUAUUAUAAAAUCGACUAUGGUGUACAGAAAUUGCAACGGUAUAAUAUUGUUGUCGAAAUAUUCGUUCGCAGGGAUUCGUCAAAAAUGUACCGAUUCGUUCCGGAGGAUGCGCGAGAGCUUUGUCAGGCGUAAAGCGAUUAGUAAACCGAACUAAUCGAACUUAACCUUACCGAUUCUCUUAAUUGUCCGUUAUAAAUUUUGUUACACGUUAAGUUUCGAUUUGUUUUUAUGUUGCAUAAAUUACCGCAAUAAACUCGCGGUCGCUUGUUUUUUUUUAUAAAUUUAAUUGGAAUAUAUAUAUUAUACAUUCAAAUACCAUUUUUAGAUAGAUUUGCAUAUAUUGUGCUGUUUGUCCGUCAAAAUAAUGAUUAAUUGUAUUUUUAGUGAAAUUCUCACCGACCGCUGAGCGUUUCCAAUUAUAAUUUAUAUGCAAAUUGUCCAUAGCCAACCGUUUGACUUUUAUUUUCUAUACAUAUAGAAUUUAUCUAUUUAUUUUGUAUCAUUAUUAUUAUUACCUAAGUAUAAUUAUUUAAUAUUGAACAAAAUUCAAUUUAAUCGAAAAAUAUAUUAUAAUAACACUCGUAUAUAUUUGAAGCUUGGGUCAAAAAGGCCAAUGUCACUUUUUGGUGAAAAUGAGUUAUUUGGUCAAUUUUGUAAAAUUGUAUACGAUUUUUCUUAUGAUAAAAGCGCAUACCUCAAUCAGUGGCUCAACUAAGAUUUAAUUUUUUUAUGGGGUUUUAUGAAUAUGAAAAGAAAUUAAAUUUUGAAUAUUGUUUUUGUGGUGGAGGGGUUAAGAUUUAGUGUUUAGUUUAACGUUUAUGAGUAAAAUCUUUAAAUUGUUUAACAUUCAUUUAUAAACAACGCAUAUUGAAAAACAAUUUUGACUCGUAUUAAUUAAUAAUGUUUUUAAAUAAACUUUACUCAUAAGUCAUAGUAUGAUAAUAAAUUACAAUCCGAUUAAAUAUCCGUGUAGAGUGUCUCGCCAUUUCAUCAAACGCUGAAUCUGGUUUAACUUCAAUGUCAGUAUGUAUGUUCCAUUCCAUUAAGUAUUUGUUGUUCUGCUGUAUUUCUUAAAUAAAUCGUUUAGCCUCCUAAGUUUAGAAAAUGAUCUUUACGUUUCCGCAUAGGUGAAUAUGGACAAUUGUACACGGUGUAUAGACAUUCGAAUUAUUGAAUGUCACUUAAGUUUAAAAGUGUAUUCAUUUCCAUACUAUUGAGUUAUGAUUUAUUUACAAUACGUUUUGAAGAUAUCCGUGCUUACGGCUAAACUGUCAACAGAUUAAAUCGUCGACAGUGAAAAUAGCGAAAAUUAUGACAUAUCGAUAGGUUGGAACGCAGAUAGGCAAAAAAUCGACAGAUUAACGAAAACGAUCGACUGUCGAAAUAACACGUAUGAAAUGUCCGCACUCGUCGCAAUUCAAUAAUAUAAACCGAUAUAGCAACAUUAUUAUAUCGCUUUACGGUACAGUACUUAAACGAUUAAGAUUAAACUCGAACGGAAAGUAUUGAUAAAAAUCCGGAUGAAACGGUCGAAAUAUUAAAAACCCGCUACAGUAUACUGCAGUUUGUCACAAUACACAUAGGUAACUACUGUGUUAAAACUAUUAAACUUGGAACGAAUUUAAAACUAUUUAAAAGGUAAGUUCAAGUGUUAUAUUUUUACUUUAUACACAAUGAAUGACAGUGAAAUCGCUAAUCGAAGUUCCCGAUUUUCCAAAGACAAAACAAAGUAACUGUAGAUGAUCAUUUUUCUCCCAGAACCACGCAACGCGCGCGUAAAGAUCGCGGGGCACUUCUACUGGUACUUACCGUGUGUUUAUAAAGAGAAGAAAAAAAAUUAAAUUUAAUAUUUAUUUAUACGUACAAAUAAAUUACGCGGACUGAUUUUUAUUAUAUUUAUAUUGUAAUUGACAUUUAAUUGCAUUAAUAGUGGACGGAACAAUUAAUACAGUGCCGACAAUAUUCUCUCGGUCGUAUUCGAUGCGCGCCCCCGUAGGACACAAAACCAAUAUUACAAGGUUUACAGGAUCGUAUUGCGACGUACGUUUAUGUUCCGUACUGUAUUUUAACGGACUCCGAGCAAGUGGCAAUUCAAGCGGCCGAACAUUACUUCGUUGAUAAUGAACGUUGGUUUGUUGACACAUGUCGUUCUUUUCGAUGUUGCCAAAGGCGACAUUUCAGUCCGUCGACAUUUUGAGCGUCGGCGCUUCGACCGGCCGGGCCCCUAUAAUGGCGCACGAGCGCGUAAUAUCGGAAAUUCGACCGUUAUAAUACGUUAUUAUUUUUUUCGAUUGCGAUCGUCACCGACACCCGGCAGACGGGCCCGCGUCGCGAGAAAUAACAUUGCGUAUAUAAAAAAAAAAAAAAAAUCAAAACACAAAUCAUUAAAAAGCGCAUCAUACGUGUAUAAUAUUACAUUGCGUUCAUUUUAACGCCGUCGCGUCAACACGGUGGCCCGCGCGCGCGCGCGCGUCCACCAGUAAUCGCGGUCUCGCGCACGCGCGCGCCGCGCCAAGAGGAGACGACCGCGACGGCGGCAAUGACACGACGUCGAAGGGCCGUAAAUUGUUGUCGCCGUGAUAUCGUUUUCGCGCGGCACAUACGUAAAUAAUAUUUCGUGUUGCGCACGUGACGGGCCCAGUUGGCGAUUGACCGCCGCGCAGUACCCCCGCGCGGUCGUCGCCGCGCGCCGACACGUUAACGGCGCGCCCGUCCCGCCCGCCACGUCGGCCCGUAACGUUUUCAUUACGCCCGCCCGCGGCCGCAACAAUAAUAACGAUAAACGGUCGUGCGCUCGGCCGCUCGGCCGCGGCGUCGGCGGAGGGGGUGAAAAAAAUCCGCCUCGAAAACCGCGAGCGUACCGGUGCCCGGGGGCGCGGUCGUUCGGCGGCGGUGCGCCGGACGCGACCGGACAACGACCACCGAGUACCGGCGGGGCGCACGUCUACCGGUCCCCGGUUGUCGGCUCUGUCCUCCCGUCGAACGCCCGUCGAAUACGGCGGACAAAACGUUUCGGCGAUACCGUCGCACGGGGACGACCACCGUAUCGGUCGGGAUAAACACUCCGGUCCGGACCGCCGACGAGCAAGCAAACGCGUUCGGCGAAACAACCGGAAAUCAACCCGGUUCCGUUUCGGCUCGGGCUCCCGUGUAUCGCACAGUGUCGUUGAAAUCCCCACGAUCUCUGACUCUCGCCACGCGACGGACGUCGGGCCGCGCGCGCAAUAAAAUUCGCGUUAUUUUUACAAGUUUUCUCUACUUGCGUCAACGGCCCGGGCGGUUUCGGCGCGUCAGAAGUUCUCCGUUCUUCGCGCUUCCGCGCAUCGCUGUUUAAUUCGCGGCACGCAAGCCGGCUGCGGUGCCGCUGCGCACCGCGCUUUAAAAUUUAUUCGCUCCAAUCCGUAUACGUUCGCCCCCAGUUAAUUGUUCCGUUUAAAACGAAUAACCGUUUUUGACGGGACAGUUAUAGCUGUCCGUACAAUAUUUAUCACACAAUAAUCCGUUUGCGACAAUUCAACAUGUCGUUGAUUAAUUUACAUCGCUCAAUAUGUUAACACGUUCUGGACGUGAUGGUAUUUCCAAAAUAUUUGAAAUUGCCGAGUUUUUUUUUUUUUAAAAAGCAGUUUACUUUUUAUCGACUAAAAUGUCGAAAUCCGUUUGAACCGCAAACAAUUGUAAUUUAUUAAAUAAUAAACACAAUUAUCGAUUUGAAUUUGUCGAAACAUGUUGAACCGAAUUUACUCUUCAAAGUAGUCUUUCGGUUGCACUGAUUUUUCCCAACUUACGAAAACGAUCCGCCCACGUCCCGUGGUCCGCAGUACCUACGUUGAUGUUUUUUCUAAUUGGUAUUAUUAUCACGAGUUUCCUCGAUGUAAUUGUUGUUAAAACUGUGUAUCAUACGGCGAAAAAAAACUAUACCGUUUUUUUUACCGAUUCGCGACCGGCGAUAUAAGUUUCGCAACCUGCAUCCUUAUCUACUCGACUCGUGUAUUCGAGCGGUGGUCCCCGUCGACUGUUUUCCCCACCUUCGGUUCCUUCCGUUAUGCGCUUCCCGGUGGAUCGUCGUGACGGAUUGUAGUUUGGCUCUUCUAAUCUUCAGCAUAUUCCGGAGGAAACAUUUUUAUAGGUCAAUUAUCGUUAUUAUUUAUUUUGGCUUUUACGCGCGUUUAUUGCGCAGUUAUUUUCGUUCUAAAAACCGUCGAGAUAAUAAUAAUUGAUUGUUCGUAAUCGUCGUAAUUCACCGAUAGUUUGCGAAUAAUUACUGACAGUUUUAGUGUUAUUGCGCGUUGCCCCGGCGAUACAAUUGCGUUAUUUGAUUAGGGCGCAGUGUGCUGACAACGCUGCGCUUUCUUUUCGCACUGUGCUGCAGUUUAUUAUUGUGUUCGGACCGAAACGUGUCUUAUUACAGAGCCGCGUAUAGUUUUAAUGAUAGUAUUGUAAUAUGCUUUAUUCGAGAUCUUGUUAAAUAUACAAUAAUAACGACACCUCUGUUAUUAUGCUCGUGACGUAGCCGUGUAUUAUAAUAUUGUAAAGAAAAAAAAAAUGGCGAAUCGCCCUAUAUUUAUACGUUAUUCUACUAUUUUUUACACAUACAAUUAUUAAUAAAAGACAGCCGGAAUAAUAAAAAGAUAUAAUAUACUCAAAAAAAAAAAAAAAAAUUAUAAUAAACUGAUGGUUUUUUUUUUUACGUUUCGUGAUGAAUUUUGACUCUUUCUUUUCCUCUCCCCCCACCUGGUUAUAUUUCCCCUUAUAUUUUCAAAUAUUUUAGUAUAUUUUUCUACACAAGCGGCCGGGUCGUGUUUGUUAUAUAAUUUCGAUUCGCCUACAGAGUCUACUUUAAAUUCGCAUUCGAGAUUUUAUCGCCUAUACAGUUGAUUUACAUACGAAAAAAUGCAUUCGAGUAUAAUUUUAUGUUCACUCCGGUUUGUUUUUUUUUUUUUUUUCAUUUCUCCGUGAACAAAUGCGUUCAGUAUACGGUUUUUAUUGUUAUCUCGCAGUAUCACCGCUGUACUAUAUAUACGUACUAUAAUAAUACACUCACUCUGUAAUGCGCUCAGGGUAUUGCGUCGAGUUACAUCCGUUAUUCACGUACACUUAUUUGACAUACAGAGUGAACGCGUUUUUUUUUCCGUCUCAAAUAUUUUGGUCCAACUAUCACAGUCGAAUGACGCACGAACAAUAUGAACAAGAAAUUCACUCGGAGUAUUAGAGUCGUGAUCCUACCGCGUUAUUUUCGGGUAUAGACGUUUACGGAAAACCGACACGCGGUUCGGGUACAUUAUCAGUUUCGCGUUUGUGUUUAACGACAGGCGAACAGCGUAAUUCAAGACGGUUCCGAACCAUCGGAGAUCCGUCGACAUUGCCUUAUAUAAUUAAAAUGUAUAGUAUGACCAGUAGCGUGGCGGAGGUAUUAUUUUGGAGCAGUUACUCUUUCAAAAUCACCCCUCAACCUCCGUCAGCCACGUUGGUGACUAGAUUUAUCAUAGACAGUAGAAAUACGUACACGAACAUGUGUCUUACUUAUGUAAAAUCGGGCCUGAAUUAAGUGGUGGGGGGGAGGCGGAAGAGGCCGUGGCCCCCCAGGCCCCUGGAUAUCAUAAUAUUGUGGGCCCUUGACUUUGGCUUGUAGUACUGUAUAAACACCAAUAUUUUGAAUAUGUUUACGGACCCUUAAAACUGUUUGGCCCCGGCCCCAAAAAUCACCUAAAUCCGGGCUCGUGUUACAUAUACGUACUAUAUUCUACAGCAUAAAAACCUGUAAGUAGCGGUUCAAUAAUUCAGUACUUAAUAGUGAAUCAGUACGCCAAAAACAUCAGUCUGUCGAUGCAGACGGUCGUCGUCGGUCGGUUAUAAUGCAUAAUUAGGAAAACACAGGCAAGCUGGUUGGUAUCUAGAAAUUCGCUUAACGACCGCCAUUGCUUAUACCCGCGUAAUAAUAAUUAUUAUAAUGGUAUUACAGAGUCCUUGGUCUCCCCACAUCCAACAAUAUUUUAUACAUUAUAUAGUCUGCGUACACUACAACACAAACCAACAUACAACACUACGAGUGUAAUAAAUUAACUAAUCGAGCAGGUACAUCCGAAUUAUACAAAUAUACAGAUAUUUUUUUUUAAAUUUGUUAUUAUUUGCCGUGGUGGAAAUUUUAUUAGGAUGGACAAUUGGAGGGGGGGUGGGUGGGUGGGUGUGUAGGUGGUUGGAUAUCUUGUAUACAUUUAUUUUCGCUCCUCACCAAAAAUGAGUUCAGCACACCGGUGUUGAGUAUGACGUAUACAGAGCACAGACUGUGGCCGACUAACGAACGUAACACCACGUCCCGAAACACCCAGUGGUAUGAUACGCGCGUUUUAAAAAUUACAGCAACACGGCAUAUUAUUGUUAUGUUACUUUAUUUGCACAUUUCUCAAAUGAAAUAGGUACCGCGCGUCCGGGUGUCGUUAAAUCGAUUUUAUGGGGUUGGUUGAUAUUUCUUUCUGGGAGAACGGAUGUGUUUACACUCGGAUCGGUAGUGCGUCUGAAUCUGCAUUUACCGUGUAGCCACCCCGGGAAACGGUGCCGAAACAUUGACAUCCGAAAAUAUUACAACAACAAUAAUAAUAAUAAUAAUAGUUUACAGUGUAUAAAAUAGUUCGUGUUAAUGUUUAUCAUGUUUCGUUUGUAAGCUAGUGUACACGCGCCCGAGUUUUUUUCACUCGGUAUUUUCCACUUAAUGAUUUCGUCUGAUAUUCAUGAUAUACAUUAUACGGCUAAUGUUAAAAUUUUAUAACGCCGACUUUUCGUUCGGUAAAACGGAUUUCUCGCUGUUAGUUUUAAUUCGUAGUGAAUUGGCCGAUUUUUCAAAUCUAAAGGCAAUUGUCUAUGUUCGUACGUCGGUUGAUUAACGUAAUUUUAAUUUUCAAACGAAAUGCGACGGUUUUUUGAAUUGUCAUAUUUUCGCAUAUUCGUAUCUGUUUGUAAAAAUUAAAAUAACGAUUAACAAAAAAAACCCCUUUCUAUUCUAAUUUUUAAGUUUGACAAUAGGCCACAAUUUAUAGUGUGACAUUAGAUAUAACAACACAAAAUCCGUUUUAUCGAACGAAAAGUUGACAUUAUCCAGUUUUCAACAUUUUAAUAUACACGCGUUGAUGUUCAUUUUUGUCUAUUUUUCUCCGAAAAUUGAUAUUGUGUUGUGUCCGUUAUAAUAUACGUAGAUCUUUAUGCCGCUGUUUUCGGGAAUUUCUAGCGGUUUCCACUAGACUCACGGCGGCAAAUUAUUUUAAGGUUUUUUAUUUUUUACCGAACGCGCCAUUAAAUUAUAAAAAAAUAUUAUUAUUUAUUUAUUAUUAAAAAUAAUAAUAAUUUAUAAAUAUUUUCGUUUUUGGCGUGCCUUCAAAAUUGUUUCGCGUGCCAUAGAUGUUCCAUGCUUGCCCUAUGAGCUCAAACUCGGGAAUUGAGUUGCUUCGUAGGUAGAUUGAAAUAAUAAAAAUUAGGUUGAAUUUCAACAUGAAUUUAACCAUGAUAUUACGGGUGGACGUUGGUUUUUUAGCUUUGCACGUAAUGACUCGCCAAAUGAAGCUAGGGGGAUUUACACGCGUGCCGUUAUAAUUUCGAGGAUAUAGUUUUUUGAUGAUUUCAAUUUUCCGCCCCACACCUAACAUUUUUACGCUUAAAUGUUACUAUUAUUUUUUUUUUUUUUCUUGAAGAUACUAUUAUUGUAGUAUAGUGUAUUAUCAAUUUACGCGAGCAUAUGCAAUUGUAUUAUUUAAGUAUUCGGUUGUUUAUUGUUGCGCAAAGAAUAUUUUUUUGUUUUUCAAACGCUUUGGUCGCGUAAAAUGCUCCAAUUAUUCAUUAUACAGGUAUCUUACGAUUUGCGGAUCUUUCGACCGGCGGUGGCGAUACUUUAUUGAAAAACUGUUUGUUGAAUAUUAUUCCCGCGGUAUCUACGAUCUAAUAAGUCGAGUUUUAUCGUAUAACUGGACGUUCGUCGAAGAGAAGAUAAAAAAAAAAAAAACGACUAGGUAUUCGAAAACUAUACAUAAGUAAAAUAUUAUACUGCGUAUAUUAUAAUAGUGUGUUGUCGGUUUCAAAUGGAAACAUUAUCGUCGCGGACAAUGUCAUAAUCAACAAUUAUUUUAUUGUUAUCGUCCCAGAAAAUAUCGCGAUUAUAUUCGCAAUAUCCGUAUUCGUAGUAAAACGAAUAUUAUAAUAUAUUUAUUGAAAUACGAUAACACGAUAUCGUUUAUGUAACGAUUAUUGAUCGUGUGAGGUGUAACGAAAUAAUUUCUUUGUACACGUGCGCAUUGCACAACAACACGCGCCGUCGUACUUGAUCUUGAGUAAAAAAAAAAAAAAAAAUCUGUCGACAAAGUCGACUGGUCUCUUUACGCGAACCGGGUGAUCGAUGUGUUUUUAUACACCGCGUAAGUACACGUUUUUAAUAGUUCGAGUACGUGGUAUGAAAGGCGUUUGUUCGUACGUAUAAUAAUUUAAUACCUACUGCCGCGGUAGCUGUUCGCAGUGGCAAACUGGGGGUUUAAAAAAAAAAAAAAUUUAAUAAUAAUAACUCGACCGAACGAAUACGCGUAGUGCGAACGUACAGUGAUUAUUAUUGAUGUAUCGUUUGUCAACGCUGAAUAGUUUAUACGAUUAUUUCGCAUUUAUCGCGGCCAAUGGGGGCGGGGAGCUAAAAAAAACCCGUUAGCCCUCUUCGCUACCCUGUGUACGCCGCGGGUCGGCUGGGCGGAGUAGAGCGCCACGUAGGUAUAAACAGCGACUUGAGCAUUUUUUUGUUCUCUUGAUUUUCGUGGUUAUUGAGAAAAAUCCCGAACCAGACCUCAUAAAUGCGUUAUAAGUUUACCGGCACUUACGUAUUGACGGCGACUUGCAACGACGAGCGGUGGCGGUGCAGUAAAACGAUACCGAUGAGCGGGUAGCGUCAUUAUCGAUUGUUGGCGCGUGCUCUAAUACGGGACGGCUAAUUUUCGAGUAUCUCUAGGUACCGACAUUAAUGAUUAAUAUUGUUAUUAUUGUUGUUGUAUUUGGAAAUCGACGGUAUGGUUGGUGUACGUAUAACCGCCGUCGGUCGUUCCCGGGAAUACAUUCAAUCGGAAGGGAUGCGUAUAGUAAACAAAUAAUCGUCAGCAAACCGCAGAAACUUUCACGUCCGACAAGAAAAUGGAAAUGUGUAACAGCCGGAUCCGAAAAAGUCAAUUUUUGUUCAAUAAACGUACUCGGGGAGAAUAUUAUUGUAAAAAAAAAAAAAAAAAGUAUUUGGAAUAUUUUAUAGGAAUAAAUGUUUUAAAUCAAUGUAAUUAGUUAAGUACUUGAGAAAAUUAUAGAUAUGAUGAUAGGGUAUCCUGCGUUAUAUUUCAACGGUUGAAAAUUUCAAAAAGAAAGUUUGAAAUCAAGUAUCGUCGGGUGGAAAUCGUCCGUUUUUUAAACCGACAAAUUCACGUGGUUCUUAUUUUCCGGAAAAAAAAAUUAAGUACGCAUCUCUUAGUAAAGAAUUAAGACACUCUAAAACUAGAAUGAAAAUAUUGUUUUUUUUUUCUUGAAAAAUAGAGUGCUUUUUAAAACUUUUCGGAAUACAGUAUAUGAAUAUUUUUGAAAAAAAAAGUAUAUUUAUAAUAUACACAAAAAUUAUUCUGAAUAAUACUCGUGUCUGUCAAGUUUGUGACUUGACUGAAAUUAUAAAUGCAUUUCAAGAUUAAAUUACUGAAUAAUAUUCAUAUAGUUACGGUUGUAUUUUUAAUCCCCCGUGCGCUCCAACGAUGGUAAUAAAAAUUGCGAAAUAUUGGUAUAUUUUGAAUAAAAACGCUGCGAAAUAAAACGGUUUCGUGAUUUUCGAAUCAAACGUGUCGAUCAAUUACCGCAGUUCGUACGUUUCGAUAAAAUACCAAUAGGAAGCAUUACACGAGCGCGGAUUUCGAAAAGCUAUUGAAUUUCCGUCGGCUUUUCGUGUUGUCCACCUGCCCCUCCCCACUCCUCCACCAAGUCACCGCACAAUAAUAUCAUGCCGCGAGAACGUGUCGAAUCGAUGAUAUUCUCAUUACAACCUAUAUUAUUGUAUUAUAUUUGUGGUCUGACGGGUUUUUUUUUUUUUCGCGUCCCGCAGGAAUGGUCAGAUACAGUGUUCCGGUGUGCAAGCCGUUGGCCGACACCGGCGAACUUUGCCGGCCGGUUAUCGACAACUACAACCAGCUGCCGCAGAACGUGACCGUGUCCUAUCCGGACGGGUCCACGGCCGACGUGUUCGUGCACAUGGUCGCGUGCCCGUGCGUCGCCGGACUCGAGUGCACCGACGACAUGACGUGCUCGGGACUGGACGGGCCCGGGAGGCCGAUGCUCCGCGAGGACUACACCGACGUGGACGAGAUCAAUCACCUGUGA